AGCUCCUCCCAGUCAGCAGAGGGCUCCGGGCUGCCCGGCUCUACCACAGGAGGGCGGAGCUGGAGCUGGAGCUGGAGCUGGAGCUGGAGCUGGAACUGGAGCCGAAGCCCGAGCCGGAGUCGGAAUUGGAGCUGGAGCCGGGGCAGGAGCAAGAGUCGGUUCGGACCAGGACUGCUAAGUGAACGCAGGAAUCAUGCAGAAGGACGGCAUCCUAGAAGCGGAGACAAUGGCCCCUGGGGCCGGAGAGAGGGGCUCUGAAACUGGAGGCGAAGCUUCCGUAACGUCUCGAGCUAAGAAGGAAGCGGUGCAGACAGCAGCCAGAGAACUCCUCAAGUUCGUGAACCAAGGACCCUCCCCCUUUCACGUGGUGGCCGAGUGUCGAAGCCGACUCCUCCAGGCUGGCUUCCAGGAACUGAAAGAGGCAGAGAAGUGGGACCUGAAACCCGAACGCAAGUACUUUGUCACCAGGAACUUUUCCACCAUCAUUGCUUUUGCUGUGGGGGGACAGUAUUCCCCGGGCAAUGGAUUUAGCCUCAUCGGAGCCCACACGGACAGCCCUUCCCUUCGGGUAAAGCGCAGGUCCCUCCGGAACCAGGCUGGCUGCCAGCAGGUUGGUGUAGAGACGUACGGGGGUGGAAUUUGGAGCACCUGGUUUGACCGUGACCUCACUGUGGCUGGGCGAGUUCUUAUCAAGAGUCCUUCCUCGGACCGGAUCGAGCAGCGCCUGGUGCACGUGGAAAGGCCGAUACUCAGAAUUCCUCACCUGGCCAUCCAUCUUCAGCGGAACAUCAACGAGAACUUCGGCCCCAACCCUGAGACCCACUUACUGCCCAUUCUGGCCACGGCGGUCCAGGAGGAGCUGGAGAAGGGGCUGCCCGACUCAGGAGCUCCUACAAACCAGACAGACCGCCACCAGCCGGUGCUUAUGUCUCUGCUGUCUGCCCAGCUGGGCCAGAGCGCUGAGGACAUCGUGGAGAUGGAGCUGUGCCUGGCAGACACCCAGCCCGGGGUCCUGGGAGGUGCCUACGAGGAGUUCAUCUACGCGCCCCGCCUGGACAACCUGCACAGCUGCUUCUGCGCCCUCCAGGCCCUGAUCGACUCCUGUUCGGCCCCCGCCUCCCUUGCCUCGGACCCCCACGUUCGGAUGAUCGCGCUCUAUGACCACGAGGAGGUCGGGUCAGAGAGCUCCCACGGAGCAGCAUCCCUGCUGACGGAGCUGGUGCUGCGGCGGAUCUCGGCCUCACCCCAGAACCUGACGGCCUUCGAGGAGGCCGUGCCCAAGUCCUACAUGAUCAGCGCCGACAUGGCCCACGCCGUGCACCCCAACUACAUGGACAAACACGAGGAGAACCACCGCCCUCUUUUCCACAAGGGACCCGUCAUCAAGGUGAACAACAAGCAGCGCUACGCCUCCAACGCCGUGUCCGAGGCCCUGAUCCGAGAGGUGGCCAGCCGGGUCGGGGUGCCCCUUCAGGAGUUCAUGGUUCGGAACGACUCCCCCUGUGGCUCAACCAUCGGGCCCAUCCUGGCCGCUCGCCUGGGGCUCAGGGUGCUGGACCUCGGCAGUCCCCAGCUGGCCAUGCACUCCAUCCGGGAGAUGGCCUGCACCUCCAGUGUGCUGCAGACCCUCACUCUCUUUAAGGGCUUCUUCGAGCUGUUUCCUGUUGUGAACCACAAUUUUGCAGUCAAUUGAGGUCCCUCGAGAGCUUCCCUUCCGCCCCUCACCCUGUGAACCCCAGAUUGUCAGUUCUUACCUGACUGAGCUGAAAUAUUAAAGUGGAUUUUUCAUUCA
Molecule: messenger RNA, 1792 nt
Organism: Monodelphis domestica (gray short-tailed opossum)
Lineage: Eukaryota; Metazoa; Chordata; Mammalia; Didelphimorphia; Didelphidae
Gene: DNPEP
Product: aspartyl aminopeptidase
Biological process (GO): proteolysis
Molecular function (GO): zinc ion binding; aminopeptidase activity
Source: RefSeq, a predicted model, not a curated record